Messenger RNA from Aspergillus novofumigatus IBT 16806, 1223 nucleotides. Its product is annotated as YoaK family protein. NCBI's taxonomy places the organism in Eukaryota, Fungi, Ascomycota, Eurotiomycetes, Eurotiales, Aspergillaceae. The coding region runs from base 29 to 913 and encodes 294 amino acids. The transcript is spliced from 2 exons. The record is from RefSeq and is a predicted model, not a curated record.
CAAAAGUGUCCUUAUAGAUCCAUAGAACAUGGCCUUUAACGUUCCACCUCAACCGGACGACUCCAAGGACCGACCCGGUCUUUGGUCUGUCGGGCACAGUACCGCUGUCUCACUUCAGCCCGCCGAUGAGAUUUCCGGCUCGGAGGGUUUCCGCUCGACCCUCGUCCGGCACUUUGCUGCCGACAUCAACACCAAAUAUACCGAUCUGCUCCUCAUCGUCUGCGGCUUCGUGAGCGGUCUCGUCGAUGGCCUGUGCUUCAACGCCUGGGGCAGUUUUGCCAGCAUGCAAACCGGAAACACCGUCUUCAUCGCCCUGGGCGCCAGCGGCCAACCAGUCUACCCAGCCUACCUCUGGGCCAAGUCCCUCGUCGCCGUUGCCGUCUUCAUCCUCUCCAUGAUCGUUUACAUUUACUUCUCACGUCUGCUGGGUCCCCGCCGCCGCUCGACCCUCAUCCUGUCCUUCAGCGCGCAGACCCUGGCCCUCCUGGCCGCGGCCAUCCUCGUCGAAACCGGCACCGUCAGCCGGCGUCCCGAGGACCCUCGCGCCCCUAUGCAAUGGAUGCAGGUUCUCCCCAUCUCGCUACUUUCAUUCCAGGCCGCAGGUCAGAUUGUGGCGUCACGAAUCCUGUCCUACGACGAGAUCCCGACCGUGGUGCUGACGACUCUGCUGUGCGACUUGCUCGUCGACAAGGACCUGCUGGCGCGCGGGUGGGCAUCCAACCCGCGGCGGAACCGCCGCGUGGGCGCCUUCCUGGCGCUCUUCCUGGGUGCCAUGACGGCGGGAGGGUUGAGCAAGGCGACGGAUAUGGCUGCCAGUCUGUGGUUUGCGAUGGUGUUGAAGUUGGGAAUCGUCGUUGCUUGGUUUGUAUGGAAAGCCGAGGGAAGCAGGAGGCAGAGCAAGGGGGAGGUUUGAUCUGUUUUCUUUCUUUCUUUCUUUCUUUUUGCAAACGACUUUAUGACUACCUGUGACGUUUGGGAUGGAUUCAUUGUCGAGCGAAGCGUACUGUUGACUUUAGCAUGCGGGCAUCUCCCUUUUCUUUCUGUCUUGGCGUUCAACCUGGUUGGUCCGAUCAAUAGAUUUCCGGCUUUUUGAUUGAUGCGAAAACGCAGUGACGUUGCUGUACUAGUUGCUCAUCUAUGAUGGAGUAGAGGGGUAGAUAGAUACUCCCAUAGUUAAGCUAUUUAUCAUCUUAGUCAAGCACUUGAUACGGAGUAUAGCCUCA